UAUAUAUAGUUCGUGUAACUCAUAGUUAAAAAAGAAAGGACAAAAAAAGUGUAUCUUUUUGGUCUACUGAAAAUACAAAGACAAAGAAAGAUGUCUUAUUCCUCCUAUAGACUGGCACUUUAUUAGCUUAUGUAAACAAGACCCCCAAAGAAAUGUACUUGGUACUUUAUACAUUUUACUUGUGGGAUAGUUACACAGCAUUUAAAAAUCACUAUUGUGUCUCUUUGCCUUUUCUUUUUUUAUAGUUUAAUUAAACAUAUUUUCUCUUUUCCUUGCUUCUUUUUUCUUUCCUACUGUUGUAUGGAAUUAUUCAAUAUCACAAAAAAGACAAAGAGGAAAGAAAUUGAAUCGAUUUCGACGCCUAGUCUGCCUAGACAGUCUUCCAUUCAAAACGACAAAACUCCAGCAACUCCUUCUUCAGGUCCUUACUAUUCUUCAAGAUCCUCAUCUAUUUCUAACGAUGACUCUCAUCGCGGCAGUUUUAGUGGUGGCAGUAUGAGACCUGAUUCACGAAAUAAUUCAAUUGAUUAUGGCGGGUUUUCAGAGAACGAAGUACAAGAAAUGUUUGAAAAAAUGCUGACAAGAAGAGGUAUUCAUGAUGCAGCUGCUAGGUCGGUCAUGUUGGGAUUUCCCACAGAAAAAAAAUGGUUGAUGGUGUCACAAGAUAAGCAGGUAGAUUUAACAGCACCUACUCCUUCAUCCACUUCUUCAAAUACAACAAGCAGCACGAAUAAUUUAAACAACAGGGAAAGCAUGACUGCAAUUGGUCAAGCCGACAAAAAUUCCCCUGAUUUUUAUGUCGAAAAGUUUCUUGAACCUGAUAUGAAAGGAGUCACACCUCGAUUGAUUGCUCAUUUAGCUGUCAGCUUGAGAACAAUGCCUCUUAGCUGGGUGCGACAGUUUAUUGAACUGAAAGGUCUACAAAUCAUUACUAAUGUCAUUGGAGCAUUAAACAUGCGAGACGAAAAGACAGAAGCAGACCUUCAGAUGGAAGUUGAGAUCUUGAAAUGCUUCAAGUCACUCAUCAACAAUAGGUGGGGUGCUCGAGAAGUGAUUUCUCAUCCUCAAUGCAUUUAUCAUAUUGUACUGUCACUUGUAUCUCCGCCCAUUCAAACCAGAAAGCUUGUUUGUGAAAUCCUGGCUUUUGUAUGUCAUGUUGAUUUACCUAAAGGACAAGAGAUUGUACUCAAGGGCCUUGAUAAACUAAGUGAUCAUUUGGGCGAGUUUGGUCGGUUCGAUGCUUGGCUUAAGUUGCUGGAUGCUACCUUGGAUGGUAGAGGCAGAAUGGGCAGUCUUGUCGGUGCGAGUGAGGAAGUAAAGCGAUUUGUAGGCGCUGGCGCACCUGAUAGUCAGCUUGCUGAUUUUGCCUUAUCCAACAUGAUGUUGAUCAACUCGCUUGUCACCGUAAUUGAGGACGUAGAGGUGCGUGUUCAUCUUCGAAAUCAAAUGAAUGCAAGUGGAUUGGAAUCCAUCACUGGAAAAAUGCUGGAUUUCAACAAUGAACAGCUCAGGAGACAUAUCAAUAUCUAUCAACAAAUGAGUGAAAAUGACGUGGAUGAAAUCAUGGAAAUCUAUAACGAGACCAUCUUGACAAACAUGAAUGAUCCUCGCUCUUGCUUUGAAAGAAUCCUAGAAAGAGUAGAAGGAACACGUAGUUACAAUUUCUUUCUGAGUGCUUUACAACAUAUGCUUAUGAUUCAGGCUCAAGGAGAUGUGCAAGUCAGAUACUUUCAAAUUCUGGACAAAUUAAUUACACAAGUAGUCAUGGAUAGAAAGGGUUUAAAAAACGAAGAUAUCUCUGGCAAUAUGGGUUGGUCAGUGGAGAUGCUGAUUGACAAAUUUGCAGAGCAAGACCAACUAAAUGUCGCACUGCAAGAAGCAAAAGAGGCCAAACAAAUGUAUGAAAAAGCCAUUAAAGACAAACAAGAAUUGGAGACAGAAAUCAGUUUGAAAGGAGAUGGCUUGAUUGGUGUCUUGCGUAACAAAAACAAUUCAUUAGAGGACUUGCUGCGUAUGUCCCGUAAAACUAUCGCUACACUUCAAAGGAAAUUAAAAGAAACUCAACAGAAAUAUGAAAUGAAUAUAGCAGCUUUAGAUCAGCAGUUGAAGGAAAUCCAUGCUACAGCAAUAGAUGCUAAUAAAAAGGAUGGUGUUGCCAAAGAUGCCCAAAACAGUCAGUUUGUUUUAGGACGAGAUGAAGUUACAAGAGUAUACGAUCGAUUAAGAGCACAAGCUAUCCUUGAAGGAAGGCCAGGACAACAAGAAGAGGACAAUAAAAUAAUUCCUCGAGCAGAAGGCUUGUCAGAAUCAUUCAAGUCAUCGUUGCAGGGUCAACUUGGCGGAAGUGGAGGUGGUCCAGCAGGACUCGUCAUACCAGGAACUGUUCCUUUGAUUGGCUCCACUCGUCGUAUACCCGUCAAUGGAGCAAAGAAGACUUGGUUAGAUGAUGCUGCUACUACCGAACUUCUAGAUGAAAAGAAAGAUGGCAUCAAAAUGAACGCAGAGUUUAAAGAACAAUUGAAUGAAUUGUUAAGAGAUGAUGAUAUUACAGAUUCUAUAUUAGACGACUACACAGACAAACCAAUAAGUGUAUUGGCAGCCGAGUUAGAGCACAAAUUGAGAAAACACAACAACCAACAUGUUAGCUUGCCACCUGCUGGUGGAUUAGCUACAACGAUCAACUCGAUAGAACAUGCACCAAUUGUUGAAGAUAAAAAGGUAUAUGAGGAUGAAGUACAAAAGGUUGCCCAAGAAAACAAUGUGUCCACUCGACCAGCUCCUCAACCUUCUCAGACAGACAUGAUUCUGAAUGAACCUCUCAAAGUAGAAGCAGUUGCAUCUAAUAUUCCUCCCCCUCCUCCAUUGCCGCCUAUUCAAGUAAUCUCUUCAGAUAAUACCAAUAUUCCCAUCCCCCCUCCUCCAUCACCUCCAGCUGUCAUAGACAACAAUACGUCUUUUUCAAAAACAGCAGCAGCAGCGCCGCCACCACCACCACCACCUCCUCCUCCUCCUCCUCCUCCAAUUGGGCUAUCAGCUCCUUCUGCAGGUGCUCCACCUCCUCCACCUCCUCCACCGCCACCUCCUCCUCAACCAAGUGUUGCAGAUGCUGGUGCUCCACCACCACCACCACCACCUCCUCCUCCAGGCGCUCCAGGCGCUCCACCACCACCACCUCCUCCUCCUCCAGGCGCUCCAGGCGCUCCACCACCACCACCUCCUCUUCCAGGCGCUCCAGGCGCUCCUCCUCCACCUGGAGCUCCUCUUGCUCCCAUGGGUCCUCCCCGCAAGAGAAUCCGUCAUCAACCCAACGUCAAGACGCGUGCUCUUCAAUGGACCAAGAUCCAAGCCAAUUUUGUCGGCAAAACAAUUUGGAGUACGGACGAGAUCGACGAAGAUGCUUUGGAAGAUGAGCUCGACACGAUGGGUAUCUUUAGUUCCAUUGAAACACUGUUUGCUCAAAAGGUGAUUGAACGCAAAAAGCGACCUACGAAAGAAAAGAAGCAAGAGAUUUGUAUUUUAGAUCCCAAGAAAGCAUACAAUAUUAAUAUUGCCAUCCUUUCCAAACUCAAGAAUCUUUCUUUCCCUGAAAUGGCAAAAGCUGUAUUAGCUGUGGAUGAUCAUAUCAUGACAGAGAACUUGUUGCUUAACAUGCAAACAAAUGUACCCACUGCAGAUGAACAAGGUAAACUGUCUGUAUUUGUUAAGAGUGCAUCGGAAGAAGAUUUAGAAAACCUAUCCAAGCCAGAUACUUUCUGCGUAGAGAUGAUGAAAAUCAAUCGUUACAAAGAAAGAAUUGACACCAUGUUGUUCCGUACAACAUUUACAGAAAGACAUCAACAACUUUCCAAAAAUAUGACAGCUGUUUUGGAAGCCUCUAUUGCUCUUAAAGAAUCCACCUCUUUCAAGGAACUGUUAAAGUUUAUCCUUGUUAUGGGUAACUUUAUGAACGGAAGCACUUUUCAAGGUGGCGCUUUUGGCAUUCGUAUCACAAGUAUCAAUAAGCUUGUUGACACAAAAGGUACAGAAGGCAAUACGACUUUGCUUCACUUUUUAGUUGACUCAGUUGAAUCUAAAUUCCCUCGUCUGCAUGGUUUCUUGAACGAUCUUCAAGAAAGUGGCAAUGCUUGUAGAGUUACACUGCAAGAUAUGGUCAAGGAUUACAACGAAAUUCGUACAGGUCUACAAAAACUUAUUCAAGAGUUAGAAAACCAUUAUCCAGAGGAUGAAGAACAACCUGAAGGAGACAACUAUGCUCAAGUCAUGAGAAACUUUAGAAAUGAAGCCAUUGAAAAGUUUGAAGAGCUUGAAGUUCGAUAUACAUCCAUGGAUGUGGCGUAUAAAGAUGUUGUUACUUAUUAUGGUGAAAAUCCUGAACAAAUGAAGCCUGAUGAGUUCUUUGGCAUCUUUAAGACAUUCACAUCAAGUUGGGAGCGUGCAAUGAAUGACAACGUCACUGCUAGAAAGAAGCUGGAGAGUAUGGAAAAGGCUAGACGUGUAGAAGAAGCUCGUAAGGAAAAGAUCAAAGCACAAAGACUUCGUGGUGUUGAUACAAGCGAUGCAAAUCAAGCAGGAUUGGAUGAUGACAAGAAUAUCAUGGAUAAUUUAUUGGAUAAACUGAGGGCUGGUGAAUUAGAUACUAGUAUUAAGAGAACAAGAAAUAACGAAAGGUCGUCUACCUUUCGUGAGAAACGAAUGCAAAAGAGCGAAUCUGUAGCUAUUUUGGCAGAAGAUUUGCUAAAGAGUAUCCAGUCUGAUACAGACGCUGCUUUAUCUGAUUCCCCACCUUUACCAAGAAAUCAUUUAAAUGCUGGUAAAAGAAAUAACGGACCUCGUCUAGAACUAGUAGAGGAGGUUCAAACUGCUUAAAUUUAUCUUGUAUACAUAUUUUAUUAUAUAGCUAAAUAUAUCAAAAGACAUCUGUCUUUGUUUUCAAGGAUAAUUAAUUAGAAAAAAUAAAAAAUUGUCAGUGCUGUUCUUUGAUUUA
This is a messenger RNA of Gilbertella persicaria, 4984 nucleotides long. RefSeq lists its product as uncharacterized. Lineage: Eukaryota; Fungi; Mucoromycota; Mucoromycetes; Mucorales; Choanephoraceae. The transcript is spliced from 14 exons. The record is from RefSeq and is a predicted model, not a curated record. Gene Ontology annotation, molecular function: small GTPase binding; microtubule binding; actin binding. Bases 301 to 4866 code for a protein of 1521 amino acids. Gene Ontology annotation, cellular component: actin filament; mating projection tip; cell division site. Gene Ontology annotation, biological process: actin nucleation; actin filament bundle assembly; barbed-end actin filament capping.